CCCGCCUUCGCCGCUGCCAUGGCGGCAGCUCCGCCGCUCUCCAAGGCUGAAUAUCUGAAGCGUUACUUGUCCGGGGCAGAUGCCGGCGUCGACGGAGGCCCUGAGUCCGGCCGCAAGCGUCGCAAAAAGCGGCCGAAGACUGGCGGGGCUGGCGGCAAGGGCAUGCGGAUUGUGGAUGAUGACGUGAGCUGGACAUCUAUGUCAACCACUAAAACAGAAAAGGAGGAAGAGGAAGAUGAUGGAGAUUUGCCUGUGGUGGCUGAGUUUGUGGACGAGCGGCCAGAAGAGGUAAAGCAGAUGGAAGCCUUUCGUUCCAGUGCCAAAUGGAAGCUUCUGGGAGUUCCAACAAUAGGCCACAAUGAAGAUCUACCCUCACACAGACAUUCCCGUCAUGAUACCCCGGAUUCAUCUCCUCCUAGGCAGGUCCGUCAUGAUACCCUGGAUUCAUUUCCUCCUAGGAGGGUCCGUCAUGACACCCUGGAUUCAUCUCCUCCUAGAAGGGUCUGUUAUGACACCCUGGAUUCAUCUCCUUCUAGGACGGUCUGUCAUGACACCCUGGAUUCAUUGCGUCCUAGGAGGGUCCGUCAUGAUACCCCGGAUUCAUCUCCUAAGAGGGUCCGUCAUGAUACCCCGGAUUCAUCUCCUCCUAGGAGGGUCUGUCAUGAUUCCCCGGAUCCAUCUCCCCCCAGGAGGGCCCAUCAUGACUCAGACCCAUCUCCCCCAAGGAGGGCCCAUCAUGAUUCACCGGAUCCUUUUCCCAUCAGGAAGCCUUAUCGUCAUUCUUCAGGUGUAUCUCCUAGGAGGGCCCGUCAUGACACACCAGAUCCAUCUCCACCUAGGAGAGCCCACCACAAUUCCUCAGAUAUCUCUCCUCGCAGAAGGGCCCAUAACAGCUCCCCUGACACAGCUCAGCCUAGAAGGACUCUUGACUCUGUGGACACACCACAGCUCAGGAGGGCCCAUCAUAAUUCCCCUGACUUGGCUUCUAAUGUCCCUCAUUCACUGCCCAGAACCAAAAGCAGUAAAGCCCCAGAAAGUUCUAACAAAACUUCUUCACAUAAGAAGGGACCCGGACCUUCUCAUCUAUCACUCCCAAAGAACAGCAAGUAUGAAUAUGACUCGGAACUCUCUCCUCCACGGAAAAAGCAAGCAAAAUCCCAUUUUGGAAGUAAGCAGCAUGAUUCUAAAGGCUCUCCCCCCAGCCAUAGGAAAUAUCAUAUGAGCUCUUCACCCAGGAGACAUCAGAGUCACAUGUUGGAUGCUUCUUCCUACCCAAGUGACAGUAGGAAAGCCUCUGACUCAGAUCUUUCUCCUCCACGGCAUAAACAAAGUUCAGGGCCCCGGGAUUCUGACUCAGAUCUGUCACCUCCACGGAAUAGACCUAGGCACUGGAACUCUGAUUCUGACCUCUCUCCACCAAGGAGGAAACAGAGGGCCAAAUCAUCUGAUUCUGACCUGUCUCCACCUCGAAGGAGUCAGCCUCUGGGAAAGAAGGCUGCACACAUGUAUUCUGGGGCUAAAACUGGGUUGGUGUUAACUGACAUACAGCGAGAGCUGCAGGAGCUCAAGAGACGGGACCAAGAGACCAUGGCAUUUGAAGCUGAAUCCCAGCAUGCUGAAACCGUAUUUCGAGAUAAGUCUGGUCGUAAGAGGAAUUUGAAACUGGAACGUUUAGAGCAGAGGAGAAAGGCACAGAAGGACUCGGAGAGAGAUGAGCUGUAUGCUCAGUGGGGAAAAGGGCUUGCACAGAGCCGGCAGCAGCAACAAAAUGUGGAGGAUGCAAUGAAGGAAAUGCAAAAGCCUCUGGCCCGCUAUAUUGAUGAUGAAGAUCUAGAUCGGAUGCUGAGAGAAAAAGAAAGAGAGGGGGACCCCAUGGCCAACUUUAUCAAGAAGAAUAAGGCCAAGGAGGACAAGAAUAAGAAAGUGAGACCUCGCUACAGUGGCCCAGCACCUCCUCCCAACAGGUUCAAUAUCUGGCCUGGAUAUCGCUGGGAUGGAGUAGACAGAUCCAAUGGAUUUGAACAGAAGCGCUUUGCCAGGCUUGCCAGCAAGAAGGCGGUGGAGGAACUUGCCUACAAGUGGAGUGUUGAGGAUAUGUAACUUUUCUGAGGCAUUGGGGGUGGCUGUGUGUUGUGGUGGUGGACACAGGGUAGACAGACGUCCAGCUGCAACAGUCAUCUGUGCUCAUAAUCAGGGCCCACACAGACCAGCGACUUGUCGGAUGCCAGUUUUGACUACAGAAGAAUAUUUGAGACGUAAUGUUUGGACUGAAGGACCUGUACUUCUCAGGUGUGCCGACACUGCCUGUUGCUGGCUUUCAGAGGAAGCGUUGACUUCUCUGUGUCCCAGGGUUUGUUCUUGGUUAGGGUUUUCCCUUUUUAAUAAACACACAUUUAUUUUUUUUAAAUAAUUUUCUUAAAUGGAUAUUCUGUUUUGGGGAAGAAUACAAGCUAAUAUUGAACCCCCAGGGAUCUUGGAGGGCGAUAGUUGGAUUUUUCAUUCAUCUAGGAAGCAGGAUGAGUAAAAACUUUCACAGUGAUAGCUCCUUCCUCUUAGAAAAUAAGAAUUAUUGCUAAACUAGACUUAGGAAUAGACAUGGCAGUUUGGAGACAUGGUGUCUGGUAAAGGUAGUGUCACAAAUUAGUGGGGAAGAGAUAGAUAAUGGUGCUCGGAAAAUUGACUUAUUAUAUGGACAAAAAUAAAGUUGGAUCCCUGCCUUAAACCACAUAAAGCAAAGACAAAUCCCAAAGUGAUUUUACCUAAAUGAAAGGUAAAAUGCUACAGCCAAUAAGAAAAAAUGGGGAAUGUCUUUGUGACCUUGGGGUGAGGAUAAAUUUGUUAAAUUAGAUCUCCAAAUCACAAUCCGUAAGGUUUGAUAGCUUUGCCUACAUCAUAAUUAAAGAUUUCUAGUCAACAAAGCACCCCAUAGUCAAAGUUAAAAAUGGGUAUAGACUAGGAGAAAAUAUUUCCAAUGUCUAAAACUGACAAAGGAUUACAUUUAUAAGAGAUUGAAUAUAGAAGGAACUACUGCAAAUUGGAAAGAAAUACAAAACACAAAAUAAAAACAGGCAAAGAAUAUGAAUAUGUAAAAUCUAAAGGAAAACCAGAAUGGCUAAUAAGUAUAUUACUACUAGUAAUUAGAGAAAUAGAGAUCAAAACAUUAAUGAGUUUCUACUUUGUAUCUAUUAGCAAAAAUAAGGAAGAGACUGAAUUCUCAUAGGGAAUGAAAACUCAUGGGAAGUUUCAACUAUUGCAUCCAUUCUGGAGGACAAAUGGGCAAAACUUAAUUGAAAAUAAGUAAUAUCUGGGAUGCAGUAUUGCAGAAUUUUUGAGAGAAUAUUGUCUGAGCUUGAAUCUCAGGUAUGUCUUUUACUGUGUGACCUUGAUAAGCCACUUAACUUCUCUGUGUUUUAGUUUCUUCAUUUUUGAAAUGGAGAUAAUAUUACCCACCUCAUAGGUUUAUUGUGAGCCUAGAACAGUGCCAGGCGCAUAGUACAUGUCACAAAAUUAUUAGCUGUUGUUAUCAUUGUCUUCCUAAUCAUCAAGUGUUGAUAGCCAGCUUCCAAUGUGGCCCCAAUGAUCCCUGACUCCUGGUAUUUAAGCCCUCGUGUAGUCCCCUCCUACAGUGAAUAGAGCUGACCUGUGUAACGGGUAGGAUGUACUGGAAAUGUGUG
Molecule: messenger RNA, 3674 nt
Organism: Mesoplodon densirostris (Blainville's beaked whale)
Lineage: Eukaryota; Metazoa; Chordata; Mammalia; Artiodactyla; Ziphiidae
Gene: BUD13
Product: BUD13 homolog
Exons: 10
Coding region: 19-2100 (693 amino acids)
Biological process (GO): mRNA splicing, via spliceosome
Cellular component (GO): RES complex; U2-type spliceosomal complex
Molecular function (GO): RNA binding
Source: RefSeq, a predicted model, not a curated record